AUCCAAAUUCUACGACAAAACAAUCAAAAUUCAAGCUAAAAAUGGCUAGCAAGAAAUCACAAGCAGAUGAACGUGCCGGAGCAGAAAUUGUGCGUGGAGCUGAAGAAUGCUACCAACACUCUAUUGAGCUCCUAGAAGAGCUGGGAUUUCCCAGAGGUGUACUUCCUCUCAAGGACCUUGUAGAAUGUGGACGAGUUCGUGAGACGGGCUUCGUUUGGAUGAAACAGAGGGCUCCCUAUGAGCAUUUCUUUGUCGGGAGUAACACACUUGUUAGCUAUGCCAAUGAGGUUACUGCAUAUGUGGAGAAAGGCAGGAUGAAGAAAAUGACUGGUAUAAAGAGCAAACAGUUGCUUUUGUGGGUGCCAAUAGUUGAAAUGAGUACUGAAGAAUCUGAUGCUAAGAAAAUUUAUUUCAAGACUCCCAUGGGGAUUGGUAGGUCAUUUCCUGUAACUGCUUUUAUGAGUCCAGAGGAGAAGAAAGUUUAUCUGGAGAAUGUCAAGGAGCCAUGAUGACUUAAAGGGCUCAUGAAUAUGCAUGUUACACUUUUUCUGCACUUCCAUUUGCUAAUCUUGAUUGUUGUUAUUGAUCGCAUUUUUAAUUAUGUUAUGAUGCAUAUUUGAAAUAUAUUUAUUCUCCGUCCUAUUGUACUUA
This is a messenger RNA of Olea europaea var. sylvestris, 651 nucleotides long. RefSeq lists its product as uncharacterized. The record is from RefSeq and is a predicted model, not a curated record. The transcript has a single exon. Bases 42 to 509 code for a protein of 155 amino acids. Lineage: Eukaryota; Viridiplantae; Streptophyta; Magnoliopsida; Lamiales; Oleaceae.